Molecule: messenger RNA, 2961 nt
Organism: Coniosporium apollinis CBS 100218
Lineage: Eukaryota; Fungi; Ascomycota; Dothideomycetes
Exons: 5
Coding region: 1-2961 (986 amino acids)
Source: RefSeq, a predicted model, not a curated record
AUGUUCUUCUUUCUCGUCUCCUUCCUCCUCGCCUUCGCCGCCUACGGCACCCUCGCCGCCGCCGUCAUCGACGCGCUGAUGGGGAUCUGCGACCUCCGCAAGGGGGUCGAGUUCUCCUGCCUGGCCGUCUGCGUCGGUCGGCUUCUUCUCUGGGCCUUCGGCAUGGCGAUGGACUGUCCGAUGUUCUACGAUGAUAUGAGCAUCGCGACGAUCUUCACCUCUCUGACCGUUGUGUUCGUCGUCUUCUGCGUCCUCGUGUGGCGUUACUCGAGACGCCCAGUCACCGCGCUCGUCCUCCUCACCACCCGCCUCGUCACCCGGUCCCUCUCCCGCGACACGGCGCAGCGGCGCGACGACACCAACGGCCCCCCCAUCGACAAUCAGCACCGUGGUGAAGACGGCGAGUUGAAAGAUCUGGAGCAACCAAAGGCACCAGCCAAGGUUGGAGCUGAGGCCGCGGUCAAGGUGGAUCUUAUCCGAAAAGUCACUCAUGCCAAAGAUGAAGGCCGCGUUCAGCGCCUGAUUCUGCAGCAGCCAGGAUUUGAUCGUCCCACACCUACCCGUGUUGAGGAGCGCAGCUCGCUUGACUUCCUACAUACUGUCGAAGGACGGUGGACUAGGGAGGCAAUGCCGACUGAAAAAGCGACUCCCGCCUCUGAUGCGCAGCAGGACCUGGAGGCAAGGCCAGCGCGUAUUCAAGCUCAAGCUCAUGGAACGGCAGCUGUUGUGGUCGCAGCUCAGCCGGGUCCAGUCCCUCAUGCUGUCGAAGUGCAGACGACGGUGACAGAGCUCUCCCCACAGACUUCUUCUCCCGCGCUUCCUGCAUACCUCCUGGCCUGUCCGAGUUCGUCUCGUAAGCCGCGGUCUCGUCCUGCAGCCGACUCCGUUCACGGAAGUCGUGUCUGCAAACCGCAACAGGCCAGCAGCACACGUCACUCUUGCGAACGUUGUGCAUCUCACACAGAGGUUGCAGCUCCUCCAGCAGACCCGGUCGGCCCACCGAUCAUCCCUCUGGCACCUUCUCCAGCCGCCUUCGCUCUCGACGCGAACGGUGGCGAUCCCAUGGAGUUGGAACCGGAUGCGGAUCCAGAGGUGAUGCCUGGCACCCCGAUCAUCCCCCUGGCGCCUCCUCCAGCCGCCUCCGCUCUCGACGCGGACGGUGGCGAUCCCAUGGAGUGGGAACCAGUUGUGGAUCCAGAGGCGGUGCCUCUGAUUGCAUUCUCCCGUCUCAGUCUGGGCACACCCGGCCCACCAGCAUCGAGGGGCAUCAUCCGAGCAUCACGUCGUGAUGGCCAAGCAGCAGCAUUCUUCGCUGCUCUGGAUGAUGGCACCCCAGCGAGCUCGAUGCGUUAUGGGUACCGGGUCCCUGCAGCCGCCAGUCAAGUUCUCCCGGCUCCAGCAGCAGCACCAUCAUCAUCAUCAACCGCGCAGCUUCUUACGGCGCAAGCUCCGGUCCUUCCUCACCUCCCCCGAAAAGACGCCGUCCUUCCUCGACCACCCCCUCAGUCGCUGCCGCAGCCUCUGUUCCAAGCUGCCGACCAGUUACAGGGGUUCCAGCAGGCUGCUGUGCCUCCUCCAGCACCUGCACCAGCACCAGCACCUGCACCAGUCCAGCUCCCGGCCCCGGCUUCGCGCGAAGCAAAACGUCUCCGCCUUCGUCUCGCACGCUCUCGCUCCCUCAUGCCUGCAAGACGUUUUGCUCCGUGCGUCGCCCGGCGAUCUCAGCCGCCUCAAGCUCCGCUGGUCCAGCUCCCGCUUCCGCCCGCCCUCGCGCCUGACGUCCUCCCAGCUGUGCGCCCGGUACCUGCACCGGUGCUUCAAACCCAGCCUCCGGCACUUCUUUAUGUGCCGCCGGCCCUUGCACCGGCGCCUGAGGUACCGCCAGCUGUCCCUCACCAUGCGCCGCCAGCUCCUGCACCAGCGCCUCAAGUCUUCCCAGCUGUGCAGCAUCAAGGCCCGCUGGCUCCUGCAGCGGCGCCUCCGGCCCAGGGCGGGCAGCCAAUCUUCCUCCGCCGGCGUGCACCACAGGUGCUCCGAGAUGUGCCUCGUCCCCGCAUCUUGGUUCCUCCUCCGCAACGGCCGGUCCCUCAAGCCCAGCCGGCUGCGCCUCCUCAAGAGCCGCUGGCACCUGCAGCGGCUGCUCAAGGCCAGCCAGGCCAGCAGCAUCAUGGUCCGCCGGCUCCUGCAGCGGUACCUGGAGGACAACCAGCCGCGCCUCAUCACGCUCCGCCGGCCCCUGCAGCGCCCUUUCAAGCACCACCAGCCGCACCACCAGCCGCGCCACCUCCACCUCAAGCGGCCCCUCCACCACCCGCUCAGCCAGCCCAGCCAGCCGCGCCUCCAGAGGAAGGAUCCGAAGCCUGGGGUGAGCUCCAACAAAAGCUGUUCAGGGGGCAGGAUUGGCGCAAAGCGAAGAACUACCUGGCACUCAUGAAGUGGGCAGAUCGGAAGGUGCAUCUUCGUCACUGGGCCGAGAGGUCGACUAUUCAGGUCAACAAAGUCCUCAAGCUCGCAUACGAGACUGACACCACCAUCAUCCCGACGGAAGAGCAGCUGGAGGACAUCUUCCGGGCCGGCAAGAUGUGCGAGUUCCUCGCCGAUUUCCUCAACUGGAGGGCUCGUGAGGACGGCUACGUGGCGGCGGAGAAACUACUCGAGUCCAUGCCCGAGGAGGUGGACAUCUUCAUAGAGGAGUUCCUCGCCGACACCAACACGUAUCUGGAGGCCCUUGGCAAGAUCCUCCCAGCCAAGCAGUUCCUCAUCUUAAAGUUCCGGGACGAUACCACGAAGAUGACCACCGCGUGGAAGAGGUACAAUCCCUCACGCGCAGGCCUUGCGGACGUCACUGAGAGCCUUUUGUUGUCUUCGAGGAACUCGCCCGCCGGAUUUUUGCGGACUGCACAAGUGGUUUUUCGGUGGCUUUGGGAGACACGUCCGCCGAACGUCCGCGGGCAGCGCUAG